Molecule: messenger RNA, 3440 nt
Organism: Xiphophorus hellerii (green swordtail)
Lineage: Eukaryota; Metazoa; Chordata; Actinopteri; Cyprinodontiformes; Poeciliidae
Product: CD276 antigen homolog
Exons: 4
Coding region: 1882-2364 (160 amino acids)
Biological process (GO): positive regulation of T cell proliferation; cell surface receptor signaling pathway; negative regulation of T cell proliferation
Cellular component (GO): external side of plasma membrane
Source: RefSeq, a predicted model, not a curated record
CAUUGUUUGUCUUCUUGCAUUAUUCAGUAACAUUAUUGUGAAAUAUUGCUAGUUUUACUUGAGUAAAUUCUCUAAAUGAAGGUCAAACAUUUUUCCCAGAAAUGCUCCAGAUGUUCAGUUUCUGUUGAAGUGAGACCUCCUGUUUCUACACCAGCUUUGUUCUGAUAUUGUUUUCUACAUGUUGAGUCUGAGGAAACAUUGAGAUCAACAGAUACAGGAAUCAGUGGAAACAUUCCUGGAAGUCCUUCAUUUUCCAUCGAUGAAUCUUCAUGAAUUAUUCAUGAGCUCUCAGGAUCUGAUGCAUCAAAAUGGAGAUUUAACCUUUGACCUCAAAGUUUUCCUGCUUCAGCGAACGUGAUCUGAGAAAUGACUGAUUAACAGGAUUUAGUUUUACCUGUUUUCCAGUUUCUGUUAGUCACCAAGUCAAACGUCACAACAAUAACAGAGUUUCUACUUUUCUCAUUUUUCUGAAGAAACGCUGAACCAAUCAAUGGUUGGUUGGGUCUUAAAGCAACAGAUGGUUUAAAAACAUCCUGAUGGCCGUGCUUUGGUGGUGCAGGGGUUAAGGGUUAAGCACAACCCACAUAAAUAGGCCUUAGUCCUCGACGCGCUGCCGCAGGUUCGAUUCCCGGCCUGGCGACAUUUGCCACAUGUCUUCCCACUUCUCUCAUUCCUGUCAAUACAUGAUCAAAUAGAGGCAAUAAAACCUUAAAAAAAGAACACAAGAAAAACAUCCUGCUGGGGUCAUGUAGAGGUCAACAUGUCCAUUCUGGGAGUUCAUCUCCCAUCAGAUCCACCUGACCCACAUGAAGAAGUUACCUGGACCAGGAGAGAGGAGACAGUCUGGACUCAGAUUCUAACAGAACAUCUUUCACUACAGGGAAACGUGAUGACCCGAAUGAAACCAUAGAAAAUGUUCUGUUGUGAUGUGGAACAGAAAACAAACUGAUUCACAACCUGGGAAAACAGGAAGUUAACCUGGGAAAUCAGGAAGUUAACCUGGGAAAUCAGGAAGUUAACCUGGGAAAUCAGGAAGUUAACCUGGAUGACAGGAAGGAUCUUCCAGCCAGAUGGCGACAGUAAUUCACUGUAUCGUUUUCUAACCCUCACAAAACGAGGAAGAAGAAGAAGUAGGGGGCUAUGACCGCCGCUGGGUCCUCCAAAGGCUGCCUCUGAAGGGGAGUGACGUCACAGCGAUGCCCCUAAAUGACGUCACAGCGAUGCUCCUAUUGGUCCUUCUCCUCCUCGUGUUUGGAGGUUGGUUCUGGUGUGUCCUUCGCAGCCCAAAGUAUCCCAGGAUGCACUGCGGGCCCACAGUGUUAAAUUCUGGCCGUACUAAAGUUAAAAGCGUGUUUCGGGCUCCUGUCGUUUGAAUAGACAUGUUUUUUUUUUUUUAUAAUUUUGGGAAAAAAGUGUUUUAAUCAACUGAUUAACUUUAUUAAUGAUAAAGUGUUAAUAAAAUAAGAGAAAUAAUUUUGCAAUAUCUCCAGCUAAAUUUUUACCGACCCGUUCAGUUUGGUUGCUAGGCGACAUACGCAGACGUCAGGACGGGAAUAAAGAUAACGGCUAACCCGGACUGCAGUCCGGUUCUGUCUCCCAUUGGAAAUGUGACGCAUUAUGAAGCCAAAACGCGACAACAAAGAUUGUUGAGCAACUGAAGCUGUUCAUCAAGAAAACAUGGGACAGAACUCCACCCUUAACUUCACCCAGAGAGGCUAGCUCCUUCUGAGGAUGCUGCCUCCCAAUGGCCCUCUGAAAAAUACGUCACCAUUAUGCGACAUACUGUUCAAAUGACUCGUCCAUUUUCGGGAAUUCCCGUUGUUAUAGCGAUUGUUAGCAACCGUUAACCGUUUAUUCAGUUUCUACAGACUCCAAAGAGCCAUGAAGUUACAUAUCAAAAGGAUCCAGAUUUGCAUCUUCAUCCUUCUACACUCUGUGAUCUGCCUGGAUGUCAAAGGUUUUGUUGGGAAAAGUGUCCUGCUGCCCUGCUCUUAUACUAGCUCUAAAAAGGUGAACGUGUUCUGGAGGGACAAAGACAACAAGAUUCUGCUUGACAUCAAGGAUGGUUCUGAGGACCUGACGUACCAGGACCAGAGCUAUAAAGGUCGAGUGUCCAGCUUCCCAACAGAAUAUCAGAACAAGAACUACUCCAUCACCCUAAAGAACCUGAAGGAGAACGACACUGGAACCUAUGAGUGCAACAUCAACUUUGAUGGUGAAGAAAUAACAAACCACAUAAAGUUGGAGGUGAAAGAAGAUGUGAAGAACUCACACAAUGCUGGAGACACAAGCUGUGUGUCCAGCAGACGGAUCGUCCUGCAGACGUUGGUCCUCUCUGCUCUCAGCCUGAUCAUCUACUUCUAACAUGAAGUUUAAACAUCUCUGCUCUGCUACUUUCAAUCAUUUAUUUACAGAUAAACUUUAAGCAGCUUCUCAACAUUAGUCUAGUAUUAAACUGCAGACAUUCCCGUCCUUCACCUGUUACCGUUUUAUCUCCAUACAAGUUAAAACCUCCUGUCAAUAUUCUGAAGCCUGAGAAGAAAACUUAUCAGACCAGGACAUGGAGUCACAGCCGUCCAGUUUUAUAUCUGGUUUCUCCUCUACAGCUGGAGAAUGUGACGCUUUAAUGUCAGGACAGCUUGAUAUGAGACAAUCUAUGAAAAGAUGGGUCUCCUCUGUCGUCUCCCUGAGGAGGGACUUUAUUAUCUGUCUCAUAACAAACGGUCACAACAUGGAGACAGUCUCAAUAAAUAUGGAAAAAUAUACUUUUUAAUAAAGUUACAUACCACAGCUUGAAGGAGAAGGUCAAGAGUUCAUGACACUGGAGCUGUUGUUGACAGAAUCACCGUUAAGAUUAUUUAUUUAUGAACAUAAAUGUUUUAAAAGAAGUAACAUUUUUCAAAAUCUGAUAUGUUUUUGUCCGUUGAUGUCAAAAAAUAUUUAGCUAAUUUUUCAUAGCAGACAAAUAUUUAGUUCAGCUGAGUUCCUAUAAAAUGCUUUUAUUUAUUGGUAGCAUCUGCUUGAUGUAAGACUGGAGCCUGUCUUCUUCUGCUUCUUCUUCUUCUGCUUCUUCUGCUUCUUCUUCUUCAGGCCAAUCAGCUUCAAUGUUUAUGAAGGAAGCAAGAAGAAAACUUAUAUUCAACUGAUGUUACUAUUUAUGUUAUUAUUUAUGUUAUUAUUUAUCCAUUACUAAAAGACUGAAACCUGGUAUUAUUUCUGUUAGAUAUUGUUCCAUACAUUCUGUGGGGAAAUGAGGAGCUUUUGAAGAUGAUGAAUUAUUAUUUGAAACAUCUAUAGGUAAUGAAUAGUUUCAUACAUGAUGAUGAGAGUCGCUCCCAAAGGUUUAUCUAGUGCAUUCUACUCUACAUCAUAGAAUAAAACUGGUCCGUUAAACUGAUUGAUUGAAAUUUAAUUUAAAAAUAAAAUUAAACUGAAACUCU